CUGCAAGCUCACGGCAUUCCCAAAUUCGAAAACCAAAAAGGUUGAAAGAAAAAAAAAAAAAAAACCCAAAAUUGCUUUCGCCAAUCUGCAAAUUGGAGGGAGCGACAAACACGCUUUUUCGAACAAAAAUCUUCAAGUAGAAAUAAAUGUAUUUUUUUAUGCAAAUCAUUUACAUUUUUUUCUUUCCCAUACUAUCUAGAAUUUUAAUUUUAAAAUCCUUUUGAAAACCAAUUUUUCUUCGUCAUCGGCUCUCUUUCUGGUGAUUUAUAAAGAUUAGGGUUAGAAUUAGGGUUUUUGAUUAGCGGAUAGAGAUGUAUGCUGAUCGAGUGGAGGUUGCUGGACAAAGGUCGGUAAAGGAGAGACUCAAUGGCAACUCCUCAGACAACGCAAUUCGGCGGCGUCAAAUCACUGGCAAGAGGCAGAGGCAAGAUGACAAGUGGGAACAUGAUCUCUACCAAGAGGAUGUACCUCAAGUUUCAAAUCGUGAAGUUGAUGCCCGAGAUCUUCGUUUGAAGCUCCAAAGGAAAAGUCUCCAACAAGUGUCCCAAGGUGGAAGGGGAACUCUCUCUGGUGUGCAUGAUCUUCGUGAAAAAUUGUCUGGAACAAUGAAUAUGCAGCCGAUAAAUGCUGAUCCACCAAAACCAAAGCUGGAAGUUGCCAAACCAGCCAGGAAAAGUGUAGCAGUCGAAACUCCUGAACCAGAGCCGAAAAGGGCUGCCAUUGCAGCAGCAAGGAAGAAGGCUCUGCAAAAGGCUGAUGCGUCAGUGGAAGGUUUUCUCCUGUCUUUGGGUCUUGAAAAAUAUGCAAUUACUUUUCAAGCAGAGGAAGUUGAUAUGACAGCUCUUGUACACAUGACUGAUGGGGACCUGAAAGCAUUAGGCAUACCAAUGGUAACUUCAAACAAACGCUCACAUGGAUGCAUAGUUUUCGAUUUGAGUUUGCCAUAAGUUGUAUUUGAUGCUCGUCUUGGUUGAUGAGGGAUUUGAAAUAGGGAUGAAUCCUAUAAUCUGGGUUCAGAACCAAGAAAUAAUGUUACUUUUUCCCCUUUGUUUUCUCCAGUUUUCCAAUUUGAUGUGCACCAAAUGUUUGUCUCUUUUAAAAAGUCAAAGCAUACGUUCUUAACGUAUGAAAAUGUCCUUUUUCUUUUUAGCUAGGAAAUGCCCUUUUUUAAAGAUCCCUAUUUUUUGCUUGCUUUUCUUCUUAUGGCAUACUCAUUUGAGAUUAUUAUUGGAAUUAUUAGUUCAAUUGCAUUUAAAUGCUCGUUUCUUCAAAAAAUUUGGAAUUUCUGGCAUUUACAGAUGGUAAGUGAUCAAGGUAGUCUUAGAAAAUCCUUAAUUUGUGUCAAGGUAAUUUGAAAAUAUAUGUCACUUUACUUCCACCUUUGGUCCAACAUAAAAUAUCUGCCUUCAUUUAUAGGCUUUAAAGCAUUUCCUUCACUAAGCAACCCUUGCUGUUUUUCUUUUUCUUUUUCUGUUAUAUGCAUGUAUCACAAAUAGUCUAUUUUCCCCAUUUCCUACUUAUUUUCUCUUCCUGCACUUUGUUCUUGCUUUAC
Molecule: messenger RNA, 1552 nt
Organism: Durio zibethinus
Lineage: Eukaryota; Viridiplantae; Streptophyta; Magnoliopsida; Malvales; Malvaceae
Source: RefSeq, a predicted model, not a curated record